AUGGCUAAACUUAGAACAAAAACAUUAAUGAUGCUGUUGCUAUUGAAAAGAAGAAUGCAACUGCGAAAAAAAUACAAAAAGAGAAUGUGGGUUCGAAGAAUAUUUCAGGAAAGAAAGCAAAAAGGAGAAUUUCACCUUCUUGUAGAAGAGAUUAGUCUUUUUGAUAAGGAAUACAACUUCAAAUACUUCAGGUUGUCCGUAUCCCAGUUCGAGGAACUUUUGCAGCUUAAUGCUUCUAAAAUCGCCAAGUGCAGUGAAAAAAGAGAACCAAUAUCUCCGAGUGAGCGGCUCUCAGUUACUCUAAGAUACUUGGUCACUGGAAACUCUCACGCUUCGCUGUCAAGCAAUUUCCGUAUACAUCCUACAACUAUCAGCCGUGUUAUAAGAGAGACCACGUCAGCUAUUUGGGAUGUUCUUUCACCCAUUUACGUUAAGUGUCCCGAAAGUGAAGUCGAAUGGAAGAACAUUGCGAAAGAUUUUAAUCGCAAAUGGAAUUUUCCACAUUGCUUGGGGGCGAUUGAUGACAAGCAUAUAGUCAUGCAAGCUCCAGCAAGAUCAGGGUCGAGUUUCUUUAAUUAUAAAGAAACUCACUCAAUUGUUCUUUUUGCAGUAUGCGAUGCACAAUACCGGUUCAUCCUCGUAGAUAUCGGAGACUCGGGCAGAAAUAGUGAUGGAGGCGUUUUUUCUAGUAGUAAUCUAGGAUAUGCAAUAGAACAUGAUCUUUUGCAUCUACCCAGAAAUGAGAAGAUACCUGGAUCAGAAAACAAAUUUCCUUGUUUUUGUUGGGGACGAGGCAUUCCGUUUGUCUGA
This is a messenger RNA of Xenia sp. Carnegie-2017, 810 nucleotides long. RefSeq names its product protein ANTAGONIST OF LIKE HETEROCHROMATIN PROTEIN 1-like. Bases 1 to 810 code for a protein of 269 amino acids. The record is from RefSeq and is a predicted model, not a curated record. Lineage: Eukaryota; Metazoa; Cnidaria; Anthozoa; Malacalcyonacea; Xeniidae. The transcript has a single exon.